Cynoglossus semilaevis (tongue sole) is the source of this 1758-nucleotide messenger RNA. Its product is annotated as NAD-dependent protein deacetylase HST1-like. The record is from RefSeq and is a predicted model, not a curated record. NCBI's taxonomy places the organism in Eukaryota, Metazoa, Chordata, Actinopteri, Pleuronectiformes, Cynoglossidae. The coding region runs from base 430 to 702 and encodes 90 amino acids. The transcript has 2 exons.
UGUGUGUGUGUGUUCCUCUGUCCUCCCUGACAGCACACACACACACAGCCCUGGGUUUGUCAGCUCUAAUAAUAGUGUGGGUCAGUUUCAGCAGGUGUAGAAAAGAGUUCUUCCUCUGUCAUUCUCUUACCACAGCUUUAUCUCGUGUCUCUGUUUGUCUGUUUUAUUUUUUUAUUUUGUGCAACUAUAUUUUUUCCUCCUUUUUGGAUUUAUCUUAUUGCUACACUGUUUUGUCUUUUUUGUGAAUUGUUUUUGAGAACGAUAUCACGGCAGAAGACCUUGUGAUUUUAAUUUUUAUUCAUACUUUUUAUCGUUAUUCGUGUGUUUUGCGUGUGAGAUCAUCAUCAUCAUCAUCAUCAACGGCUGCUUUCUUCUUUCAUGACUCUUUGAUUUUUCUGCCGGCUUUCCUACUUUCCCGUGUCAAGCUCGAUGCAGGGGUACCGUCGCUACGGAGCACCCUACUCCACAAUUUCCUCCUCCUCCUCCUCGUCCUCACCUUCCUCCGCUCCGGUAGAGGAGGUGAGUGCUGAGGAAGAGGUGUUUGAGGAGGAGGAGGAGGCAGAAGAAGAACGGCAGUUUGUGGUCCAGGAGGCAGGGGGCGAUGUGGAGGAGGAGGAGGGCAAGAUUGAACAGAUAAAAAGGGAAGUUUUAUCAGCAGUAUCAGACAAAGGUAGGAUGAACUCCUACUUGUUUUCUGCCUAAUAACAGUAAUAUAUAGAAGGCACGUUUUUGUUUCAAACAAACAAAAACAAGUUCUUGGCAAUUAUUACUAAUAUUUUUAUUUGUACCCUCUGAGUUCACAAAACGAUUGUGACAGGCUGGUGAUGUUCAUAAUCCUUCAUACCUGCCAGUUACACAAUUCACUCACCUUUACUUUUUUUACAAAGUCAACAUCAAGAUCAACUGAAGAGGACGUAGAGGAGUUACUUGUGUGUGUGUUAUCCUAUGAAGCUAGCCUCAUUUUACCAUAAACUUCUUUUGGACACACAAUCAUUUUGGGCCUUUUGUUUUUAGUGGAUAAUUAGUAGAACAAAUCCUGAUCCUGACUGUAAAAAAUAUUCCUCAUGAGUUCCUUGGAGCUUGACAAUCUCUUGUAAAAUACUCUGGGUUUUUUUUUUUGUUUGUCUUUAGCGUGUUUGAUUCUACUGUACGGUAUUGUGUUGGACGUAAAAGAAUGAAACUGCCGUUGUGAACUGAAGACAUUUCUCUCUGGAGUUCUGGACGACCAACAGCUGCUCUCUGUCUCUCUCUCUCUCGCUCUCUCUCUCUCUCGCUCACAGACAGUGACAUGUUUCAUCUAUUUCUCUAUUCCUGGCUCGCACUGCCCUUUGCACCUUUUUACAUUGUUUUUCUUUCUGCUCUCAUCUAAACAUAAAUAUUUAAACAUGUAAUAUUGAAUAUAAAAGUCUUUUUUAAGUUGUAUUGUUUUUGUAUUCAUACAUAAAUAUCUUCGUAAUAAAAAAUGUAAAAUAAAACGUAAAAUAAAAAAACAAAAAUAAUUUGACCUAUAAACCUGAGAGAAAAAAAAAACUACAUUCCUAAAGAAAUGAUCUAAAGACUCUAAAGUUGUAUUCAGAGAGUCUUCCUUGUGUGAUCUAAUAGAAGGUAAAAACAUUUACAUUUAGUAGACACUUUUAUCCAAACUAACUUACAUGAGGAGUUUUAAGUAUGCGGUUCCACUGGGGCUCAAACCCAGGACCUUCUCCUUGUGAAGCAGAUGAGGUAGCCACUACACUAAAGAACACCUUUUUGGUCAUG